This is a messenger RNA of Lotus japonicus, 1446 nucleotides long. RefSeq names its product AT-hook motif nuclear-localized protein 8-like. NCBI's taxonomy places the organism in Eukaryota, Viridiplantae, Streptophyta, Magnoliopsida, Fabales, Fabaceae. Gene Ontology annotation, molecular function: minor groove of adenine-thymine-rich DNA binding. The coding region runs from base 123 to 1124 and encodes 333 amino acids. The transcript is spliced from 5 exons. The record is from RefSeq and is a predicted model, not a curated record.
CUCUCUGCGUGCUCUUAAUAACUGCAACUCUGCAAAGCUAAGAACCAACACUCAUUUCCUGGGAUUCUCCCAGGACCAAAACCUGCAUUGCAUUUGGGGUUUACUUUCCUCCCUCCGCCACCAUGGAUUCUCGCCAACCUCCGCAUUCGCAGCCCAACAUCACCAUGGGACCCACUCCCUACCCCUACCCCCACCCCAACGCCACCAUCACCCCCUCCACCAUGGCCCCUCGAUUCCCACCAUUCAACACCCCCACCACCACCACCACCAACAACAACAACCCUUCCGAGCAUUUCACCAUCACCAGCAACAACACCAACAGCGACGCCUCCGCCUCCUUGAAGCCCUGCGGUUCCGCCUCUGACUCCGUCAAGAGAAAGAGGGGCCGCCCUAGGAAAUACUCUCCCGACGGCAACAUUGCUCUGGGCUUGGCCCCUUCUCCUUCUUCCUCCGCCAAGAAGAACAGAGGAAGACCCCCUGGCUCCGGGAAGAAGCAACUCCACGCGCUCGGAACUACUGGCACUGGUUUCACUCCCCAUGUUAUCACCGUCGAUGCUGGCCAGGACAUAGCUGCCAAACUUCUGGCCUUUUGUCAACAAGGACCUCGGACAGUUUGCAUUCUUUCUGCUUCUGGUGCAGUCCGCAAUGUCACCCUCGAAAAGCAAGCUGCGUCCGGGGGUGUUGUCAUGCAUGAGGGCCAAUUUGAGAUCAUAUAUCUCUCAGGUGCUGAACUACUAUCUGAAAAUAGUACUGGUAGUAACAGAAUGGGUGGCUUGAGUGUGAAUCUAGCAGGGCCGGAUGGACGCAUUUUAGGAGGCAGAGUUGUUGGAAUGCUUACUGCCGCAUCUGCAGUCCAGGUCAUUGUGGGUAGCUUUAUUGCGGAUGGAAAAAAGUCUAACUCAAGUAACCUGAAAUCUGGACCUCCUUCUAUGCCGUCUUCCCAAACGUUAACUUUUGGUUCUCCCGUGACUCCAGCUAGUCCUCCUACCUCUCAAGGGCCUUCAACCGAGUCGUCUGAUGACAAUGGGAAUAGUAGGCCUGGACUCUACAAUAAUGCCAGUCAGCCCCUUCAUAAUAUGCCAAUGUACACUCAUCAAAUAUGGGCUGGCCAAACUCAUCAGUGAGGAUGCGUUUUUGUGUUUAACAGUGCAGAAGCAGGGUAUUUUAUAUGGCGAUUGUUCAAAGUAGUGGCUAGAGGUUGAAUUCUAAAAUGCUAACAUGGCAUUAUUGGGGCUAGUUUUAGGAGGGGGUCUAUCUUAAUGUCCAUAUAAAUUUCUAUUCAUUUUUCUGCUUAUCUAGAUUUUUAAAUCAUCAGUGAACCGUAGCUAGUGAUGAUAGCUUAUGUUUAUUUAGCUUGUUACUGAUUUGGAUCCGCUUGUAUUUAUCAGAUAUUAGAUGUGAGCUGCUGUGGCUGUUCCCCUUAUCAUCGCUGCAUAUUCUUUUUUA